Messenger RNA from Pipra filicauda (Wire-tailed manakin), 546 nucleotides. RefSeq names its product heat shock protein family B (small) member 2 (gene HSPB2). NCBI's taxonomy places the organism in Eukaryota, Metazoa, Chordata, Aves, Passeriformes, Pipridae. The record is from RefSeq and is a predicted model, not a curated record. Gene Ontology annotation, biological process: protein refolding; response to heat. Bases 1 to 546 code for a protein of 181 amino acids. Gene Ontology annotation, molecular function: protein folding chaperone; structural constituent of eye lens. The transcript has 2 exons.
AUGGCCGCUCGGACCGUCCCCCACGCCCACCCCAUGAGCUCCGAGUACGAGUUCGCCAACCCCAGCAAGAUCUACGACCAGAACUUUGGGGAAGGUGUGUCCCCAUCUGAGAUUUUAGCCCCUGCCCUGUACCACGGCUACUACAUCAGGCCUCGGAUCAACAAGCAGCUGGACCGGGGCACCUCCGAGAUCUGCCUGAACGAGCACAAAUUCCAGGUGUUCCUGGACGUCUGCCAGUUCCUGCCGGACGAGCUCAGCGUCCGCACCGUGGACAACCUGCUGGAGGUGGUGGGCCAGCACCCCCAGAAGGCUGAUCGCCACGGCUUCAUCUCCAGGGAGUUCACCAGGACCUACAUCCUCCCUCUGGACGUCGACCCCUUGCUGGUGAGGGCCACCCUGUCCCACGAUGGCAUCCUGAGCAUCGUGGCUCCCCGCACCGGCAAGGAGCUGAAGGCCAAAGUCAACGAGGUGAAGAUAAUGCAGGAGGAGCAGCCAGUGGGGAAAGAAGAGCAGCCCGAGGAAGAAAAAGAGAAGGAGAAGUCCUAA